Benincasa hispida (wax gourd) is the source of this 667-nucleotide messenger RNA. RefSeq lists its product as uncharacterized. The record is from RefSeq and is a predicted model, not a curated record. Lineage: Eukaryota; Viridiplantae; Streptophyta; Magnoliopsida; Cucurbitales; Cucurbitaceae.
UUCUGUCUUUUGUUAAUCUACCUUAAAAUUUCCACCUAGCAUGAAUAUAAACAAGGGUUGUGGUCUUUUCCCAUCCCAUUAACAAAGAGAACAAGCUUAGAAAAUAUUGCAGAGAAAAUGGAAAGUGAGGCAAAAGCCAAUCAAUCUCUCAGUGUGGGGAGUGAAGUGGAGAAAGGAGUACUUGGGAAGGCAUAUUGCAAAUGUGGGGAAGGAUGGAAAUGUGAGAUCAAAAGAACUCAAGGCCCUGAUGCUGGCAAGACCUUUGUUAACUGUGGCAACAACUGUAUUUGUAUAAUAGAAGGGACAGGGGAAGGGGCAGUGAAGUUGGAGGAAUUGGCAAAGGAGGGGCAGUUUGAAGGUGCAUCUUGUGAGUGUGGAGAAGGAUGGAGCUGCACCAUCUCCAAGAUUGAUCAACAUCAGCCCAAGCCCUUUGCUAAAUGUGCUGGUGAUUGUUCUUGCAUCACUGUUGCUUGAGGCUCAAUUAAUGUUCCAAAUUGUAGUCUCUUCUAUGAAAAUCAUGUGUUCUUUUGUGUGUUUUGAUCUUGUUGAAUGGUCUAUGGAAAAUAAUUACGUGGUUGAACACUAUGAGGAGAUUUCUUUUGUGUACAAUGUAAUUUGGAUUCCAAAUAGAAUAAAUUAAGAACGUGUCUGAUAACCAUUUAUGAAA